Molecule: messenger RNA, 889 nt
Organism: Haliotis rufescens (red abalone)
Lineage: Eukaryota; Metazoa; Mollusca; Gastropoda; Lepetellida; Haliotidae
Product: sperm-specific H1/protamine-like protein type 2
Exons: 1
Coding region: 39-644 (201 amino acids)
Biological process (GO): negative regulation of DNA recombination; nucleosome assembly; chromosome condensation
Cellular component (GO): nucleus; nucleosome
Molecular function (GO): structural constituent of chromatin; double-stranded DNA binding; nucleosomal DNA binding
Source: RefSeq, a predicted model, not a curated record
CCUGUUCAGUGUACCUGUCAAGAAUACAUCUAACAAUCAUGCCAAGUCCAUCUUGUUCCGGAUCCCAAUCGCCUGCUAGGCCUGCAGUGCUUACCUUUCCUGUUAAAAGCCAAAAGAAGUCCGUGGGUAAUCGCAAGCCAUCGGGUCGCCCAACUGUCGUGAAUAUGAUCGUUGCGGCAAUUGGUGUCCUGAAGGACAAGAAAGGCUCUUCAGUGCAGGCCAUCAAAAGCUACAUCAUGGCCACCUACCCUGGAAUUCCUCUUACUUUGUUGCCAAGUUUGCUCAAACGUGGCUUUCAUAAAGGUCUACAGACGGGAGCCCUGGUCCGCCCCAAGGGAUCUCUCGCCAAUGGAGCGUCAGGCCGUUUCCGCGUAGGAGCAGUUUCGACAAAGAAGCCCGCCAAGAAGGCCAAGAAGACCGCCGGCAAGAAGAAGUCGGCAGGCAAAGGCAAAGCACGAAGGCGUUCCACGGGAAAGGCAAAGAAGGCAAGGAAGCCUGCAAGGAAAUCGGCGACCAAGAAACGACCAAAGAAAAUGCUCAAGAAAGCUAUCAAAAAGGCCAGGCCAAGCAAGAGGCCAACAAAGAAAAUCGUCAAGCCUGGAUCGAAGAAGGUGAAAAUCAGUAAGAGAGCCAGCGUCAGGUAGAAAACUUGCUUGUUACAAUUUUAGGACACUGUCCACAGGCCCUUUUCAGGGCCACCCAAAUCAUUACGAAAGAACUUUUAUAUUGCCUAACAACCAAUUUAAUGUAUACUCGGACCCCAUGGUACCGCGGCAUUCAUCGUAUCGCGGCAUUUGUGAUUUCCGGUGGUUCACGCGGGACAAUCCUCUUAGCGGCUGUCUAUUAAUGCAAAUCAGUAACCGGGAAGUGCUCACUUCGUUAACAAUUU